UUGAGUACGCUGUGUCUGUGUGGGAAAUGCACCGUGUGCAUUUCAGAUUGAGUACGCUGUGUCUGUGUUGGAAAUGCACCAUGUGCAUUUCAGUUUGAGUACGCUGUGUCUGUGUUGGAAAUGCAGCUCAGUGAUUGCCCUCUGUGUGUACAGCAGGCUCCUGUUAAAGGCAGUGUGUAGAUGAAGGGGGUGCAGAGGGUGGAGUUGGGGACCCUGCUGCAGGUCACCCAGGCCUUGGAGGCGGUGGUGGGCCCGUGCUUCGGUCCGUCCGGGGGCCAGGUCCUCUUCACCCGUGACUCUGGAGAGGUCCUCAUCACCAGGGAUGGCCGCAGGAUCCUUACCUCCCUUCGGUUUGACCAUCCCGUUGCCAGAGUCCUGGUGGGAUGUGUAUCAGCACACUGUAAGAUCACGGGUGAUGGAGCCAAGUCCUUCCUUCUCCUGCUGGGGGCGCUUCUGCGGGGUAUCCACGGCGACCAUCUCCACGGCAUUCAGGCCCGCCGCGUGGCUCACAUUCUGCUUUCCUUCCAGACGCUCGUUUUGGAUGGCGUGAUCGGGCAGGGCCUCGCCCGCGCCCUGUCCUUCUCCAGGACCCCGCCCACCUGCGCCCGCUCACGGACGCCUACUUCCGGGGAAAGACGGCGAGCUCCCACUGGGGGGGACUGCACCGGCGUGACCCUGAUCGCCCGCCACUUCGCUGCGCUCCACGCGCCCGUACCAGGCCUGCCCGUGAGCCGGUCCCGGGUCCUCGAGGGCCUGGUGAUCCACAGAGACUUUGCGGUGCGUUGCCCUGGCGACGGGCCGCUCGAGCGUGGCCACAAGCGUGCCGCUCCAGUCCCUCUGGCGCCCCUGGCCGAGCAGUCGGAGCUGGCGCUGGACCUCGCUCGGCGGGCCGGCCUGUCCGUGGUGGAGUGCGUGGACAGUGACGAGCUGGCGCUGUUCUGUCGGCUGGCGGGGGCGGAGCUCUUUGCCGACCCCGGUGACUGGAGCCUGAUUGGAGAGGAGCACGUUGCCACGGUGACAUUCUGCAAGCCCGUGGUGCUGGGUCCCGACAGGUUGGCCCACGUGGGCUUCCCAGAGGGGCGGGGCUUGGCACCGCACUGCCUGGUUCUGUGCGGGCCCAGUCCCGGCCUGGCGGAGCAGUGCAGCACAGCCUUCUGCGGACUGUUCCGGAUGCUUCAGCGCGUGUGCGAGCCUGUCCUGUCGCGUCACGGACAGGGUCCUGUCCAAUCACAUCACCCGCAGGGCAGGGAGGAGGACAGUGAGAACGUAGCUCAUUACAUGGUCAAACAACCCGGCCUACACAAUGGCACAAGGUUAGAUAGAGCACCCGCCAGCAUGAGGGACAAUGCCCACCUGAGCACUGACAGCACAGAGGCUGGAGGGCCACAGGCCCUUAUUAAGGACCCAAACAGGGGUGAGGGGCCACCGGCCCUCAUUAGGGACUCAAACAGGGGUGAGGGGACACAGGCCCUCAUUAGGGGCCCAAACAAGGGUGAGGGGCCACUGUGUGCAGGCCAAAGCCAAAAUCCUGACAGCACAGAGCCCGAAGCAGAACCUGAACAUCCAAUUCCGGACUGGCUACGAAAUGGCAAGGCAUCAGGAGAGCGGCCCGGCGUCCAUUUUGGGGAAGGGAAAGAAGGAGCAUUGGGGACCCGUACCCGAGAAACAGGCCCCGCCUCUUCAGGUGUCCUAAUAGAGGCAGGCAGCGUGCUACCAGCAGGGGGCGCGUUUGAGUUCGUACUGCACCACUGCCUCCUGCAGCAGGCCUCCCAGCGGCGCUGCCCCGACCUGCGCGCGGCCUGCCGGCUGGUGGCGGGGGCCGUACUGAGCGUGCCCAGGCGGCUGUACCCCGGCCCACGCUUCCUGGAUGCCCAGUCACACUUCCUCAGGGCCUCUGGCCGCCGCCCCCCCCCCCCCAGCCGACCGACUGUAUUAUGUUAG
Messenger RNA from Anguilla rostrata (American eel), 1941 nucleotides. RefSeq names its product Bardet-Biedl syndrome 10 protein homolog. The coding region runs from base 181 to 1941 and encodes 586 amino acids. Gene Ontology annotation, molecular function: ATP binding. The record is from RefSeq and is a predicted model, not a curated record. The transcript has 4 exons. Gene Ontology annotation, biological process: chaperone-mediated protein complex assembly. NCBI's taxonomy places the organism in Eukaryota, Metazoa, Chordata, Actinopteri, Anguilliformes, Anguillidae.